Messenger RNA from Micropterus dolomieu (smallmouth bass), 7387 nucleotides. It is a transcript of the gene ppip5k1a, whose product is annotated as diphosphoinositol pentakisphosphate kinase 1a. The transcript is spliced from 30 exons. NCBI's taxonomy places the organism in Eukaryota, Metazoa, Chordata, Actinopteri, Centrarchiformes, Centrarchidae. The record is from RefSeq and is a predicted model, not a curated record. Bases 545 to 4711 code for a protein of 1388 amino acids. Gene Ontology annotation, biological process: inositol phosphate biosynthetic process; inositol metabolic process. Gene Ontology annotation, cellular component: cytosol. Gene Ontology annotation, molecular function: inositol hexakisphosphate kinase activity; 5-diphosphoinositol pentakisphosphate 1-kinase activity; diphosphoinositol pentakisphosphate kinase activity.
GAAGCUGUUCUCAUUUCCCAUUGGUUGAUGCAGACGUUGUCUCUCCGUGCGUCAAACAGAAAAAAAAAAAAAAAAAAAAAGAUUGGUUUCACAUGCAAACUGUCAAGAGCAAAGAAAGCGAGCCGAUGGCAGCGAUGCAAACCUUCCAGCCACACUGACUGUCAGCCUUGCGUACAAAUGGAGGAAAGGACUAUCAUCAGAUUAUUGGAGCCUCCAAGUUGCUGAAGACUCUUGGGGAAGCUGAAGUCAGUCAUAAGAUGUGAAUUUGCUGAAUGACGAAUGAGAAACUUGAGUACCGACGUCAUUGCAGAGGACUGACUACUACCAUCACUUGUCCCAUGACCUUGUAUGUUUGAGUGCUCCUCAUUCAGUCAUUCUGGUCCUGUGCUUCACACCUUCAUCUACCAGCGCUGCUUUUCAGCCCAGGCAGAGUGGACCCGUCCCUCUACCCAGGCCCCGCGCCCUCCCAUCGGCGGCCUAUUCUGGCGGUGUGUUGGUGUACGAUGGCGCGGUGGGACGCUGAGGGCUGCCGCGGGGGACUGUGAUGUCAGAGCCCAACAGCCCGGGCGAGAGCCGGCGUGGCGCUCCCAGAUUCUUCGUGGGCUGCGAGGACGAUGAGAGCGAGGUCCUGGAGGACAGCAUGAGGACAGACAUGGAGCUAUAUGAGGACGACGAAGACACAGACUCGCCCCCGGAGCAACAGAUUGUGGUGGGGAUCUGCUGCAUGAUGAAGAAGUCCAAGUCUAAGCCAAUGACCCAGAUCCUGGAGAGGCUGUGCCGGUUUGAGUACAUCACUGUGGUCAUCUUCCCAGAGGACGUCAUCCUCAACGAGCCUGUUGACAAAUGGCCUCUCUGUGACUGCCUCAUCUCCUUCCACUCCAAGGGAUUCCCGCUGGAUAAGGCAGUGAGCUAUGCCAAACUCAGAAACCCGCUGCUCAUCAAUGACCUGAACAUGCAGUACUACAUACAGGACAGGAGAGAGGUGUAUCGCAUCCUGCAGGAGGAAGGGAUUGAUCUACCACGCUAUGCUGUGCUGAACCGUGACCCGGAUAAACCAGAUGAGUGUAACCUGGUCGAAGGAGAAGACCAUGUGGAGGUGAACGGAGAGAUAUUCCAAAAGCCCUUUGUUGAGAAGCCUGUCUGCGCUGAAGACCACAAUGUCUACAUCUACUACCCCACCUCUGCUGGGGGUGGCAGCCAGCGACUCUUCAGAAAGAUCGGGAGCCGGAGCAGUGUGUACUCACCAGAGAGUAGUGUGAGGAAGACGGGCUCGUACAUCUAUGAAGAGUUCAUGCCAACAGACGGCACCGAUGUUAAGGUGUACACUGUGGGACCGGACUACGCUCAUGCCGAGGCUCGGAAGUCCCCUGCUCUGGACGGGAAGGUGGAGAGAGACAGCGAGGGGAAGGAGGUCCGCUACCCAGUCAUGCUUUCAGCCAUGGAGAAACUGGUGGCCCGUAAGGUCUGCCUAGCAUUCAAGCAAACUGUGUGUGGCUUCGAUCUUCUCCGAGCUAAUGGACACUCCUAUGUGUGUGAUGUCAAUGGUUUCAGUUUUGUGAAGAACUCCAUGAAGUACUAUGACGACUGUGCCAAGAUCCUCGGGAACAUUGUGAUGCGUGAGCUGGCUCCUCAGUUUCAGAUUCCUUGGUCCAUCCCUACUGAGGCAGAGGACAUCCCCAUUGUUCCCACUACAUCAGGGACUAUGAUGGAGCUACGCUGUGUCAUCGCUGUCAUCCGACAUGGAGACAGAACGCCCAAACAGAAGAUGAAGAUGGAAGUUCGCAACCCCAUGUUCUUUGACCUAUUUGAAAAAUAUGGAGGAUACAAAACAGGGAAAUUAAAGCUGAAGAAACCAAAACAACUGCAGGAGGUGCUGGACAUCACACGGCAGUUGUUAGCAGAACUAGGACAGCACAAUGACUGUGAGAUAGAAGAAAAGAAGUCCAAACUAGAGCAGCUGAAGACGGUUCUGGAAAUGUAUGGCCACUUCUCGGGGAUCAACAGAAAAGUGCAGCUAACUUACCUGCCCCAUGGGCAGCCCAAAACCUCAAGUGAGGAAGAAGACACACGUAAGGAAGGUCCGUCUCUGCUGCUGGUGCUGAAGUGGGGAGGAGAGCUGACUCCUGCUGGCAGAGUACAGGCUGAGGAGCUGGGAAGGGCCUUCCGUUGUAUGUACCCUGGAGGACAAGGAGACUACGCUGGAUUUCCAGGCUGCGGGUUACUGCGUCUACACAGCACCUACAGACAUGACCUGAAGAUAUAUGCAUCUGAUGAAGGCAGGGUGCAGAUGACGGCUGCAGCCUUUGCAAAAGGUUUGCUGGCUCUGGAGGGUGAGCUGACACCCAUCCUGGUGCAGAUGGUGAAAAGCGCCAACAUGAACGGGCUGCUGGACAACGACAGUGACUCACUGAGCAGCUGCCAGCACCGCGUCAAGGCCCGACUCCAUGAGAUUCUGCAGAAGGACAGGGACUUCAUCGAUGAAGACUUUGAUAGGCUGGCCCCAACCUGUAGCAUCUCUUUGGUGAAUUCAAUGAAGAUAGUCCAGAACCCGGUGGCCACAUGUGACCAAGUCUAUGCCCUCAUUCAGAGCCUCACCUCCCAGAUUCGAAAACGGAUGGAGGACCCCAAGUCAGCUGACCUGCAGCUGUACCACAGUGAGACACUAGAGCUAAUGCUGCAGCGCUGGUCCAAACUUGAGAGGGACUUCCGGAUGAAGAACGGGCGCUACGACAUCAGUAAAAUACCUGACAUUUACGACUGCGUGAAGUACGACGUCAUCCACAACGCUACUCUGGGCCUGGAGGACACGCUGGAGCUGUUCAGACUGUCUCGAGCUUUGGCUGACAUCGUCAUCCCGCAGGAAUAUGGGAUAAAUAAAGUGGAGAAACUGGACAUAGCAUAUGCCUACUGCCUCCCGCUGGUCAGAAAGAUACAGCUUGACCUGCAGAGAACCCACGAGGACGAGUCUGUCAACAAGCUGCACCCUCUGUACUCUCGCGGAGUGAUGUCUCCUGGGCGCCAUGUCAGGACACGAUUAUAUUUCACCAGUGAGAGUCACGUCCAUUCCUUGCUCAGCAUUUUCCGAUAUGGAGGCCUACUUGAUGAGGAGAAGGACCAGCAGUGGAAGCGUGCCAUGGAUUACCUCAGUGCCGUCUCUGAACUCAACUACAUGACUCAGAUUGUCAUCAUGUUGUAUGAGGACAACAAUAAGGACAUCUCCUCAGAGGAACGCUUCCACGUGGAGCUUCACUUCAGCCCUGGUGUCAAAGGCGUUGAGGAGGAGGAGAACGCGCCAACCGGCUUUGGCUUCAGGCCCGCUUCUGCAGAGGUAGCACGGCAGAACGGGCAGAAGCAGCCUGACCCCGGCAGCUUGGAGGACCUCUCACGAGAUGAGACCGACCGCGCCGUGCCGCUGUCUGAGCCAAUCACUAUUCAGAGGAAGUCCCCGCUCAUACGCAAUCAUAAAACGGGAUCCAUGGAGGUUCUGUCGGAGACAUCAUCCUCCAAAGUAGGCAGUUAUCGCCUCUUCUCGCUCUGCUCGCGUCAGUCCCCCGAGAUGAAACAAAGUGGAUUAGGCUCUCAAUGUGCCGGGCUCUUCAGCACCACUGUCCUAGGUGGGUCCUCUAGCGCCCCUAACCUGCAGGACUACGCACGUGCACAUCGCAAAAAAUUCUCCACUGGCAGUCUGUCCUACAAAGACGAGUUGUUGUCUAUGCCGGCAGUAAAACGAUUUUCUGUGUCGUUUGCAAAGUAUCCGACUAAUGGCUUCGAAGGCUGCUCCAUGGUGCCCUCCAUCUAUCCUCUGGAAACGCUGCACAACUCGCUGUCGCUAAAACAAGUCAACGAGUUCCUCGCCGGUGUGUGCGAAAGUGCAGGGGAUCCACACACGAGGACUACCAGAGCUCUGUCAGCCAUGUUUGGCGCACACAACCAGCCGUCAGUGGACUCGUACAUCCCUCAGAGAGUCUCUUCCUCCAUCUCUCUCAGAUCUCGUUCCGACAGACCUCCUUGGUACAGCAGUGGCCCAUCCAGCACAGUAUCCAGCGCUGGACCAUCCUCUCCCACUACAGCUGACACUUCCCCACGCUUCAGCUUCAGUGAUAAGAUCUCCCUCACCUCUCAGAGCAGCGAGGAAACUCACUCCUCUCAAAACAUUUCUACACAGCCAGUGGCUGUCUUUGGGUCACAAGUCCUUGACCCAACUUGCCCUGGUGUUUCAAACCCCUCUGAAGUCCCUCUGACUCCAAAUAACUCACCAGAGGAUGAUGCUGAGCACUGCGCUGUUACUGAUCACCAGCCUGAUGAUCUUGAAUACACACAGGAAGUGCCAGAGGUGGAUUCUGCAGCCGUGGAUUCUGCAGCCGUGGAUUCUGCAGCCGUGGAUUCUGCAGCCGUGGAUUCUGCAGCCGUGGAUGCCUCCAGCGGUGCGAUUUCAGAUCCUGGCCUGAGACCGCCCUGCUCUGCGUUAGCUGAGCUCACUCUGAGUCGGAUGGAGGGUUACUGUCUCCCCGGCUCUCUUCCUGUGCUGUUGGAACUCAGAGAGAGCAGCAGUGAGGCGGGCUCCAGCUCCCAGACGCCCCAGUCUCCAGAGGGACCUGAUGAGUUCUUUGACACUCAGGAGUCGAUGGAGUUGUGGAUGGACAGUCCAGAAAGCCUCCCUAGUCCUGAGACGCCUCUAGAGGUCGGAGCCACUCACACAACAGAGCCGUAGGGCGUGGACACCUCCAGAACAACAGGCUACUGACCUGUCAGAAACUACAGUGGUUACAUCUGUAAGCAUUAUCCUUGUCGGUCAUGAGCAGAGAGGCAUUGUACUGAGCUACAUCCCACUUGGCCUCCCAUAUCCUCUGGCUUGUGAUUCUCACACUAGGCUCUAUGUUGGGCAUGCCACCCAUGCUGUUCAUUGCCUUUUUAAAAAGCUUUCUGACAGUCCACCGGUUCAGUUCAUCCAUCUGUAAAGGUGUAGGAAGCCACUUGUUGUAAGGUGAAGCUUUAUUGUCAAGUCUAAACUUAACAACUCUCUUUUACUGUCGUUUAAUGCUGUUAUGCAAGCCUUUUCUUUAAAGCUGCAUUAGUCAAUGUUUGACCUCUAGAGGGCAGAAACGCCCAGAGCCCUGACAUGUGAUCACCGUAUGAAGUAGCUAAGGUGUUAGCCAUCAGUUGCCUAGUUAUCUGUCACCUCAUUGGAGUUUGGAUCCACACGAUGAAUUGAAGUUCAAUAUUCACUUUCCUUUCAGCACUGGUUUGCUCUCUACCAACUCCUGAGAAAAGUAUCUGGCCCUUUAGCAGCUAGAUGCUCCACUGUGCUCACCAGAUAGACGAUAACAUUGUCUGCCUGCCAUUAUAUGCUGGGCAGGUAAUGUACAGGAAAUUUAUCAGGGCUUGAUGAGAGUGUUGAGGUAUAACCAUACAGGAAAUAUUUUGUAAAACUAAAACAAUGAGCUAAAGGACGUGUUCAAUUUAAUUUUUGUGACCUUAAAGAUAUUGAUUAAUGGAGCUUUAAAUUGUCUAUCUUGCGUCUUUCUUACUUUCAGCCAUUUUUAGGCAGCCGUGCUUUAUCAUCAGUAUGUAAGCACAAGCUUUGCUGUUUUCUUUCUUUCUCCUUAGGAUGUAGAGACUUAUAGACUCAAUACUUUUAUGAGAAACACAGGAAAUGACUUGCAGUACAAGACAGAGAAAACGCAACCUCUGGCUGUUCUGUUUUUCUGUGGCGCUACAUGUUUAGUACCUGCAUCUGUGAUUUCAAAACAAACAAAUCAAAAGCUGAAUGACAGCAGCUGAACCUUCAUUACUGCCAGUAAAAUCUAAUAAGUGUUUAAUCUCCCGGUCAAACCGUGUGUGCACUGCUUACUGCCAAAGUCCUUAAGCCUCAUUGAAGAUUUAAUAUAAUCGGUAGGAACUGAUAGAGAAAAUAAUAUUUAUUUUGAAAUUGCAUCUUGGAGGGAAAACAAGUCUGGUAUUUUUGAUACCCACAUCAGAUAUUUAAUUGUACCAUAGCUAUUGUAUAUUUGUAAAAUCACCUCAUGAUGUUGGAAAGAUCUGUAAGCUAAUCUCUCAUUUUAUCACUGAACAAACAGGAGGGGCAUUUUAAAUUAAAUAUGCUUUUAUUGUGGCAAGCAGUCAUGUAGCAGGUGUGUGUGUGUGUGUGUGUGUGUAUACGUGUGUGUGUGUGUGUGUGUGUGUGUUGUGUGGGGGUACACACAUGCUUGAGAAGCAAUUCAGGUAGAUGAGUAUGCUGAUGUGCAAUUCUCUGUUUAAUCUGUGGGAUUUCAUGUUACAUGGAGAUGUACUGUACAGCUGUGAGUCAUCCUGUCUGUGUGUACGGAUCAUCACUCACUUUGCUUUUGUGCAGCAGGUGCUGUUUGCUUAAAGGGUCAAUUUGCUAAGGUGUCAUGUUGUCUUGGCUCAAUUUGCUCAAUCAUCACAAAAACAAACAAAAAAAAUCCUUCUGGCCUCUUCUGGUACCUGACCAUGCAGACAGUUUUGGUUUUUAUUUGUCCAGGUUUUGAGACGGCAACAAUGUUUGUUUCCACAACCAGUGUUGACAUUACUUUGGAUAAUUCAGACCUCAAUAAAUGUUUUUCUUUGGAACUGCUGUACUCUAUACAGUGUUUUCGGUGGCAUAUUUCAUUUGCACAUUUAAAAAAAAACGUGUAACUCACAGAAAAUUUAGAAAAAGUCACAAUUUCACAAAACGUUUUUUAAUGCUUGGACGAUGUGGAAAUGUUUAUCAAUAAAAAUAAAAUGCAGCUAAGUGCAGCAGAAACAGACACAUCAUGAUGUACACUUCAAGUGGGGGGGUGGGGGGGGCUGUGAGGACCACAAACUAAAUUUUGUUAAAUUCCAGUGCAUUGAAAUUGAGUCAGAAAUCUCAAAGACGGAUGUCUCCAAACCUGGACAAAUUAAACCAAAUCUCCAUGGCUGGACACCACUAGAGGUGUAUUUUUUGUAAAGAAUUGACCCUUUAAAAGCUGCUCUGAAAUCUACCUUUUAAUCAUUGACAGCGAACCUUCUGAUAGACUGUUUAGUAAUGAAAUAUCAAUAAUAAUCCAAGAUCUCCCUGCUGAGCUUUGGUAGCUGCCCUUCUGAAUGCUUUGUGAACUGAAACAUUCUCUUGUUUCAUGUCUGAUAUUUCAACCUGUUGGCUAAUAAGCUUUGGUUUAAAUGCACCAUGUGUGUUUUCCUUAAAUCUGUGCUGACUGUACCAAGCCGAUGGACUCCACAGCUCAACCACUUCCACAAAUGUUUCCUCUCUGUUGUUCUGGAAUAAUUUCCUCUGUGUGAAGUUAAUAAUUUGAUUUUAGAAAGAUCAUUACUGUAUAUGGAACAUCCACAAUAGACUGUAAUUCUUCCAACAAUGUUACAAAAUACAGCUUUGGAAUGUAAA